GUGUGUGUGUGUGUGUGUGUGUGUGUGUGUGUGUGUGUGUGUGUGUGUGUGUGUGUGUGUGUGUGUGUAUGUUGCGGUGGGGAAGUUGUGCCUGAUGGACUGUGAUGGGAGACGAUGAUCUUUAUGGCCGUUGGCGCUGCUUUGGUGAUGGUGAUAGCGCGUUGUGUGGACAUGAACGCGCUGCUCAAUCGCUUCCACAACUACAUCCUUCCUCAUGUGCGGGGUCCGGAGCGGGUGUGUCACUGCACCUGUGGCAGACACAGGGUACAGUAUGUAAUCCCAUACGAGGGUUCGAGCUCGCCAGACCGAGACCUUCCAGCAGGGGGCAGCAGUGUGACUAAGCAGGAAGUGGACCUGGUUCUGGGGCUGCUGCUGGGUUUCUGUAUCAGCUGGGUUCUGCUAUGGCUGGACAGAAGCCUGCACCGGGUUCUGCGGGCUUGGAGAGCCCACCCACAGAAAGACGUGUGGAGGUCGUGGAAGUGGGUGAUGAGAAUGUGUAACGUGCAGGAGCUUCGUAGGAGGCUGCAGCAGCGCAGGAACAACAGCAGAGAAGACAACAACGUGGUACACGUCAAACACAAACACUACCAUAACGGGCACCUGAGCCCACGCAGACUUUAAUCACACACACACACACACACUGCAGCAGGCAUAUGGGCCAAGACAAACGUUCUCACAAUGUUCUCAAAGCAGCUCUCUCUCUCACACACACUUGAUGAACUCCCUCUGACCGUCUCUUCGAGGAUGUGACUGUAUUCAGCACACAGCAGGACUGCAGUCACACAACUCCAUGUGUGGUGUUUAUAUAAACACGUGCGUGAACACACGUCAACUCUGUGCAGGAACCGGACCCCACGUGCACUUUCUCCAUGCCUGAGGUAUCCCAUUUUUUGACGAUUAGACAUUAAUUUUGCUUGCCGAUGUCUGUUUUUACCGGUUUUUGUGCGGAUGUUAGUUUUGUACAGUGAAAAGGGUGAACAUCUGGACAUUACAAUCACGUUCACAAUUUUUAGGGGAUGAUUUUUUGUGUAUCAGGGAUAUGUUUUUUUGUGUCUAUUUUAGAACAACAACAAAAAAAGAGCAUGCCCACACAACUUUAGUACUGUGGUGCAGUUUUAUUCGUAAUGUGGGACGUGGGGGGAGGGGGGAGGGGUGUGUGUUAGUGCAUCAGCAUGGGACAGGGAGAUCAGUUGCUGUAAUUGGAUUUGUCGUAUAUGGAUUCCAAGAAGUCUACCAAGUCCUGUUUGUAUUUUUUAGUAAAAACUGUUGUGUUGUGGGAUAAUAAUAAUAAUAAGAAGAAGAAUAUUGUGUGCAUCUUCAGCGCUGUUAGAGUGAUACUAGUGUAUGCUGUGGGGGUGGAGGACACGUCCUCCUCCUCCAGUUUUCCCAUGCAGAUGUAUGUGUGUGUUCGAUUAAACAGCAAAGUCAAA
Silurus meridionalis is the source of this 1430-nucleotide messenger RNA. RefSeq names its product transmembrane protein 240b (gene tmem240b). Lineage: Eukaryota; Metazoa; Chordata; Actinopteri; Siluriformes; Siluridae. The coding region runs from base 115 to 621 and encodes 168 amino acids. The record is from RefSeq and is a predicted model, not a curated record. The transcript is spliced from 5 exons.